GCAGUACAGCGAACAUUUAGUCGAUGGUGGUAUGAUGUCCUGGAAAGCUGUCAGGAAGCUGUACAGUAUUGUAGCGCCGAUCUUAUUUGCUUAAUCCAUGCAGUUCGAGAAACUAUUCGUAGUGAUUCGGAUCUCUCUUAUCGCACAGUUGACACGCUUUCAGCACUUACUGUCGCUGAACAUGCUCUCUCCGGUGCAGUUUCACGGACGAGGUUGAUUGUUGCGGCCGUGGCACUGGAAAUGGCAUGCUACCAGGUAGGUGUUCCUGGUUAG
This is a messenger RNA of Gongylonema pulchrum, 273 nucleotides long. Lineage: Eukaryota; Metazoa; Nematoda; Chromadorea; Rhabditida; Gongylonematidae. The record is from the annotation of a GenBank genome assembly.